Messenger RNA from Malaya genurostris, 2032 nucleotides. RefSeq names its product maltase 1-like. Lineage: Eukaryota; Metazoa; Arthropoda; Insecta; Diptera; Culicidae. The transcript has 3 exons. Gene Ontology annotation, biological process: carbohydrate metabolic process. The record is from RefSeq and is a predicted model, not a curated record. Bases 14 to 1843 code for a protein of 609 amino acids.
AGCUCCCUGCGCAAUGGUCAUCAUUCGGGUGCUCUGGUCGCUUUUGGUGGUGCUGCUUUCCACGGGAACUUAUUGGGCGCAAGAAACCAACCAAAAAGACUGGUGGGAGACGGCCGUCUUGUAUCAGAUCUACCCACGGUCGUUCUUCGAUGCCAACGAUGACGGAGUCGGUGACUUGAACGGAAUCACUGCUAAACUGCAAUACCUGAAGGACAUCGGAGUGGAUGCCACGUGGUUGAGCCCAAUUUUUUCCUCACCACAGGAGGAUUUCGGUUACGAUGUUAGUGACUUCAUCUCGGUGGAUCCACUAUUCGGGACGAACGCAGACUUGGAGCAACUGUUCGCCGAAGCGAAAAAACUUGGAAUUAAAAUCAUUCUGGAUUUUGUCCCCAAUCAUUCCAGUAAUCAACACGACUGGUUCAUCAAGUCGGAGCAGAAAAUAGCUCCCUACACGGACUACUAUGUGUGGCACGAGGGUUUACCGAACCCGGAAGGAGGACGCCCAUUAGUUCCUAACAAUUGGCAAUCUGUGUUCUAUGGUUCCGCAUGGAAAUGGAGUGAACACCGUGAGGAGUACUACCUGCACCAAUUUGCGAUUGGUCAACCAGAUUUGAACUUCCGUAAUGAAGCGGUGAUCGAAGAAUUCGACGAAAUUUUACGCUUCUGGAUGGGUAAGGGUGCCUCCGGAUUCCGCAUUGAUGCCAUCAAUCACAUGUUCGAGGUGGAGGACUUUCGAAAUGAACCAAUUAACAACCCGGAUGAUCCGAAUAGCUACGGUUAUACACAUCAUAUCUACACGAAGGAUCUCCCAGAAACGUACAAUGUGAUUGCCCGUUGGCGUAAACUAAUCGAUGAUUAUGUAGAGGCGAACAAAUUGGACACGAUUAUUAUGAUGACGGAAGCAUAUGCCAGUCUUACGAUGACUAUGAGAUAUUACGAAUCAGAGGAUGGAACUCAAGCGAGAGCUCAUUUUCCUUUCAAUUUCGCUAUGAUUGAAAAUUUAAAUGAAAACUCGAAUGCAGCCGAUUUCAAAUACAUCAUCGAUCGUUGGUUGGAGAACAUGCCCCGUGGCAGUGUUGCCAAUUGGGUUCUGGGAAAUCACGACAAACCUCGCCUUGCCAGUCGUUACGGGCGUGAACGAAUCGAAGGAAUGGGCUUACUACUGAUGUCCUUGCCCGGUGUUGCGGUAGUCUACAAUGGUGAAGAAAUCGGUAUGGAAGAUUACCGUGACAUCUCCUAUGAAGAUAGUAAAGAUCCUCAAGGUUGCAAUCUUGGUCCCGAACGAUACAGAGAUGGUUCGAGAGAUCCUCAGCGAACACCAUUCCAGUGGGAUGAUACAUUCAAUGCAGGUUUCUCAAAAGCCGAUAAGACCUGGCUUCCAAUGCAUCCUUUGUACAGACAAACCAACCUUCUGAAACAGCAGAAAGCGGAUUACAGCACAUACAAGUUUUACGGUGAACUUAUGAAACUUCGAAAAGACCGAAUUUUUACUCAAGGAGAAUUCCAAUCGCGUGCUUUCAACGACGACGUGUUCGGGUUGGUUCGGUUCAUUCGUGAAAACGAGGAUCGUGAUUUUGAUCCGUUCAACAUUGUUUUGAUCAAUCUCGCCGACGAGGAGCAUGUGGUAGAUGUGAAAGAUUUAUACCGAUUUGUGAAUGCAAUGGCCACGGUUCGACUGGUGGGAAAGGAAUCACGUCACCAAGUCGGGGAUACAAUUAACGCAACGGCUGUUUCCCUUGGACCAUACGAAGCCAUCGUGCUCGGGGACAUCAGUGCAGCGGUGGGAUUGAAGUUGUCAUUUUAUUUGAUUGCAAUUUUAGUUUUAAAAUACUUAUUCAUGUAAGCUGAUUCUGUUCAAUUUUGAAUUGGAUAUUUUUAUAGAAUUUAGGUGUAAAUAAGUUUCCAUUUCCUUGAUAUUCUGAACCCGACUAAGCCUCCUGCCAAGUGUUGUCAACUUGUGUUCUGAAUAAAGGUAAAAUCUCGACAAACAACAAAACCGUUGUACCAUACUUUUGUAGAAAUUUCGGGAGUU